This is a messenger RNA of Sphaeroforma arctica JP610, 1662 nucleotides long. RefSeq lists its product as hypothetical. Gene Ontology annotation, molecular function: GTP binding; GTPase activity; U5 snRNA binding. The record is from RefSeq and is a predicted model, not a curated record. Gene Ontology annotation, biological process: mRNA splicing, via spliceosome. Lineage: Eukaryota; Ichthyosporea; Ichthyophonida. The transcript has a single exon. Gene Ontology annotation, cellular component: U4/U6 x U5 tri-snRNP complex; U2-type catalytic step 2 spliceosome; cytosol. The annotation marks the transcript as partial.
GUGAUCUUUAUUUAUGUGGGGAUGUAUGUAGCGCUUUAUUGGUAUACUAUUAAUAAGUAUUGCAUCUAUUUACGGUGGUGGUGGUUGCGUACGUGCGAUCGCUGUGCUGACCAGUAUAUUAACAUUGAAGGAGUACAAAGCUGCAUCAUAUUUAGUUCGUCCCAAUACUAUACAUACCUACAUUACACAUACAUUCAUUAGUACACGGGACUUCACGCAUACACGUAUAUACUUUUAAGUAUACAAGUGUACAUACUUAUUCACAAUGGAUGACGAUUUGUAUGACGAGUUCGGAAACUACAUAGGCCCUGAUCUCUCGGAUUCAGAUUCCGAUGCAUCUGACAACGAAGGCAAAACAGCCGCAGAGGCACUAUGGGAUGAGCAGGAGAGCGAAGAAACCACACAACCAGGGUCUGAAUUGAUGGAUUUAGGUACACAUGUAGAAGAAAUAACCACGGAUGCAGUUGUAUUACAUGAAGAUAAGAAGUAUUAUCCUACAGCCAAUGAGGUGUAUGGUGAGGAUGUGGAGACACUCAUACAGGAAGAGGAUACCCAGCCGCUCACAGUGCCGAUUGUAGACCCGGUGAAGGUUAGUAAAUGGGGCAGGAGUGAGAAAGACCUACCCAGGACAACAUAUAGUAAGGAGUAUCUGGCGGAUAUUACGGACAAUAGGGAUUUGAUUAGGAACGUAGCGCUGGUGGGGCAUUUGCAUCACGGCAAGACAACACUUAUGGACUGCUUUGUGGAACAAACGCACGAUGUAGUGCCGGAGAGGGGAAAUGUGCAUCUCAAAUACACGGACUUCCUGCACAUCGAGAACGAUAGAGGUAUUAGUAUCAAGUCUAGUCCUAUGACACUGCUAAUGGAGAAUACCAAGGGUAAAUCUUAUGUGAUAAAUGUGAUCGACACUCCGGGGCAUGUCAACUUCCACGAUGAAGCUGUAGCUGCGCUCAGAGUGUGUGAUGGCGCUGUGGUGGUGGUAGAUGCCGUGGAAGGGGUCAUGCUAAGCACACAGAGACUGCUUAAACAUAUAGUGAGUAUGGGAUUGAGUCUUACUUUGUGUAUCAAUAAGGUGGACCGGCUAUUUUUAGAACUCAAACUACCCCCGGCCGAUGCAUACCACAAACUCAGACAUACCAUCGACAGUGUGAACCUUAUACUACAAGAGUGUGUGUCACCGCCCAACACGAGCAAUGAGUACUAUGUGUCACCGUUGCUAGGCAACGUAGUGUUCGCAUCAUCGGCCAGUAACUGGUCCUUCACGCUCGAGUCCUUUGCCAAGCUUUACAUCGAGUCGUACGGGUUUGGGGAUCAAAUGGAUCACAAAGACUUUGCCAUGCGGCUGUGGGGCGAUGUAUUCUUCAACCAAAAGACACGCAAAUUCACCAAGAAGGCGUCGGAUAGCUCAGCCAAGCGCUCGUUUGUCGAGUUUGUACUCGAGCCCAUAUACAAGAUAUACUCGCAGGUAGUGGGUGAUGUAGAUAGCACCUUAGUGGCCACCUUGAAGGAUGUGGGGAUAUAUCUUAAGAAGGACGAGCGUGUGCUCAAUGUGCGACCUCUGCUGAAGUUGGUGUGCGAGAGGUUCUUUGGACCGCAUAGUGGGUUUGUGGAUAUGUGUGUGCAGCAUAUUCAGUCACCGGCGCAGCACGCCAAGGAGCUGGU